CCCCCCCACGCACCCGCCCCGUGAGAGAGGGAGGGGCAAGAUGGCGGCGCCGCGGGGGAGCCUGUCGGGGCUGGGUCUUGUUCUGCUGCUCCUGAUCUGCGGGAGGGGCUGGGCUGCCGCGGGCUCCUCCGAGGCCUUUGACUCGGCGCUGGGGAGCACGGCGUCGUGUCACCGGGCCUGUCAGCUGACUUACCCCCUGCACACCUACCCCAAGGAAGAGGAACUGUAUGCAUGUCAGCGAGGCUGCAGACUGUUUUCUAUUUGUCAGUUUGUGGAUGAUGGAAUUGACUUGAAUCGUACCAAACUGGAAUGCGACUCUGCCUGUACUGAAGCAUAUUCCCAGUCUGAUGAACAAUAUGCUUGCCAUCUUGGGUGCCAGAAUCAGCAGCCAUUUGCUGAACUGAGACAAGAGCAAUUAAUGUCCCUGAUGCCAAGGAUUCAUCUCCUUUUCCCUCUGACACUGGUGAGAUCAUUCUGGAGUGACAUGAUGGACUCAGCACAGAGCUUCAUAACUUCCUCAUGGACCUUCUACCUUCAAGCAGAUGAUGGCAAAAUAGUUAUAUUCCAGUCAAAGCCAGAAGUUCAAUAUAUUCCACAGGACACCACAGAUCUGAAAGAAUCGUUGUUGAGCAAAACAUCUGCAGACCUACAGCCAGGAGGUUCACAGACACACAGAGGAUUUUUUGAAGAGGAGGAAAGCAAUAGCUUUUUCAAAUGUCUUUCUAUAAAUUCUGGUUGGAUUUUAACUACUACACUUGUUCUCUCCGUACUGGUGCUACUCUGGAUUUGUUGUGCUACUGUUGCUACAGCUGUACAGCAGUAUGUUCCCUCUGAGAAGCUGAGCAUCUAUGGAGACUUGGAGUACGUGAAUGAAAAACUGACCAGAUACCCAGCUUCUGCUCUUGUUGUUGUUCGAUGCAAGACUGAUGAACAUGAAGAAGCAGGACCUCUACCCACAAAAGUUAAUCUGGCUCAUUCAGCAAUUUAAAUAGUUUAAAAGAAUUUAAUAGACUAAUUCUAGCACUUCUAUCAACUCCUGGUGUUUUUUUAUGGUUUCUUCAGCUGCGGGGCUUAGCGGUCAGUGUUUAAAUGAAAAUAAAGUUACAGAAUCAACAAAUCAGUCUGUCAUGGAAUCCUUGUUUUCCUCUAGUAGUGAAGAGAAUUGCACGUUUAACUUGCAGUUUUUUUCCAAAUAUAUGUAAUU
This is a messenger RNA of Terrapene triunguis (Three-toed box turtle), 1204 nucleotides long. RefSeq names its product transmembrane protein 59-like. The transcript has 8 exons. Gene Ontology annotation, cellular component: lysosome; late endosome. Bases 41 to 988 code for a protein of 315 amino acids. The record is from RefSeq and is a predicted model, not a curated record. NCBI's taxonomy places the organism in Eukaryota, Metazoa, Chordata, Testudines, Emydidae. Gene Ontology annotation, biological process: positive regulation of autophagy.